Molecule: messenger RNA, 1697 nt
Organism: Hippocampus comes (tiger tail seahorse)
Lineage: Eukaryota; Metazoa; Chordata; Actinopteri; Syngnathiformes; Syngnathidae
Product: P2Y purinoceptor 3
Exons: 2
Coding region: 373-1542 (389 amino acids)
Biological process (GO): G protein-coupled receptor signaling pathway
Cellular component (GO): membrane
Molecular function (GO): oxysterol binding; G protein-coupled receptor activity
Source: RefSeq, a predicted model, not a curated record
AAACCCUCCAAUUUAAAAUAAUGCAGGACUUGUGAAAAAUCAUCUUCGCAGGCCGUGUCGGACCGCCUGAUGGCCUGCUUAUGGCCCACGGGCCGUAUGUUUGACACCCGGGCUGCAAAAUGAGAGUGAGGCCGGCCUCUCUGUCUCUGUCUUGCUCUCUCGCGCGCGCAGGUGGUCAAGUGGGGAUGACACGGCGAGGGCUCGGGGGAGGGGCUGCAUCGCCAUGGCAACGUGCGAAGAAGACGACAAGAAGAGGAAGAUGCGAACGUCUUUAAGCCUGUGAGCGCUUGCGCGUCUUCUUUUGUUGUUUGUUUGACUUUUGGAUUAUUUGCCGCCCUUUUGGGACUCUUGCCAUGGGGCUGAGUUUGCCAUAUGGAGUCGUCGCGGGCCUUGUGCAGUGAUGCAGGUGAGCGUUGGCCGAUGAAGAGGACGACGGUGACGAGGGCGAGGGUUCCUGCGGCGGCCAUGACACGGGCGGGCGGCGACAACGGCAGCUCGCCGCUGUGCAGCAUCGACGAGUCGUACAAGUACAUCUUCCUGCCCACCUGUUACUCGUUCACGUUCGUCUUCAGCCUAUCCCUCAACGCCGUGGUCCUGUUGCGCUCGUUCCGCCGCACCAAGCGCUGGAACGCGUCGCUCAUCUACAUGGUCAACCUGGCCUCCACCGACUUCAUGUACGGUCUCUCGCUGCCCUUCCUGGUGGCCAGCUACGUCAUGCGCGACCGCUGGGUCUUCGGGGACUUCAUGUGCCGCCUGGUGCGCUUCCUCUUCUACUUCAACCUCUACUGCUCCAUCUUCUUCCUCACCUGCAUCUCGGUGCACCGCUACCUGGGCAUCUGUCACCCCAUGCGGGUCAUCGCCCUGGAGACCAAGAAAGCCGUGAAGUGCACAUGUGUGCUGGUGUGGGCGGUGGUCUUCGCCCUCACCUGCCCCAUCUUCCGCUUCGCCCGCACGGCCCGCGCCGCCGGAGGCGUCGACAACUGUUGGGACGACGCCAUCGACAGAGAUUUCUCCGACUACGUGCCGUACGGGGUGGCCCUGCACAUGCUCGGCUUCUUCGUGCCCUUCUCCGUCAUCGCCUGGUGCUACUCACGAGUGGUACUCACCAUCUUCAAGACUCUGCCUUCUCGCCCUCGCGACGGAAGGGAGUUCGCCGCCGGCGUCUCCGUCUUCCUGGGCGCCGAUUCAACGUACGCCGGCCGCAGGCGCAAGUCCAUCCGCACCAUCGUCACCAUCACCCUACUCUUCGCUCUGUGCUUCUUUCCCUUCCAUGUGACCCGCACCGUCUUCCUGCUGCUCAAGGUGAGCAAGGGCGUCCCUUGCCAAACCAUGACCACCGUGUCGAUGUGCUACAAGAUCACGCGGCCCUUAGCGUCCUUCAACGCCUGGCUCAAUGCCCUCCUCUAUUUCCUCACCAAAGACAAGGGCGGAUGCUGCCCGCCGCCGGCCCCCGCCACCACCGGGCCACUGUUGCCUCUGAGGAUGCUGGCGAAAGGAGAUGAGCACGUACACCGGCAUGGCAAAAGUCCUUUACUGACCUAAUGGAAAGAAGGCAGCUUCUACGCUGACUGUCGUCUUCUUUGAAAUCCUGCCAACAGACUUGAUUUGAUUCAUAUUAAUCAUGUUCUAAUAAUCAAGAAAGAAUGGUUUCGGUGAAAUGGUUGAGUGACACACGAGAAUUAAAUAAAUGAUCAGAA